AUGGCUGACCAGCGCCUACUGGAACGACACGGGGUAACCCAGCUCACUGAUAUUCCCAUGUAUGCAUCAGCACACAGUGACGAGCUAGUACAAAUGGUUAUUGAGCGAGGCGAGGAGAUGCGAGACAUUUGGAAUGCCUUUCCCCAACGGCUUAAACAGGCAUGUAGCCAUGGAGCUGCAAAAUACUAG
Messenger RNA from [Torrubiella] hemipterigena, 189 nucleotides. The record is from the annotation of a GenBank genome assembly. Lineage: Eukaryota; Fungi; Ascomycota; Sordariomycetes; Hypocreales; Clavicipitaceae.